Hemicordylus capensis (graceful crag lizard) is the source of this 901-nucleotide messenger RNA. Its product is annotated as ESX-1 secretion-associated protein EspB-like. NCBI's taxonomy places the organism in Eukaryota, Metazoa, Chordata, Lepidosauria, Squamata, Cordylidae. The coding region runs from base 14 to 826 and encodes 270 amino acids. The transcript has 2 exons. The record is from RefSeq and is a predicted model, not a curated record.
GCCCUGGACUAGCAUGAAACACCAGCCAGGAUCUCCCGGCCCACCUUCUGGCUUCCCAGCGCUGUCCUUGGCCAUGGCUGCCCAGCGUGCCUCCUGGCCCGCCCUCUUGGCCUGCUCUCUCCUGGUGGGGUCCUUCUUGGCUGGGCAGGCCAGCCCGCCAGGGUCUCCCUGCGAGCAGCAGGUCCGCGCCCGCAAGCCCUCCUUGGACUCCUUGCAGGGCCAGGGGGUCUGGGUGCCCCUGAUGAUUGUGCUGGGCGGCUGCUGCGGGCUGGCCUGGUGCGUCCUCUUCAUCAGCUACGACGUCAGCCAAACUGGAGGCCGGCAGGAGUUGCCGCAGAUCCCCGGCAAGGAGGCCGGCGAGGCAGCCCUGGACUGCUGCUGCCCGGAGGAGGAGCCCAGCCAGGCCGGGAGCGAAGCAAAGAGUCAAGGCGCCGGCGCUGCCCCUGCCGGCAGAGAGGGGCUCGGAGGGGGCGGCCCCAGCCUGCCAGGGGAGCCCACGGCCAGCCCCGCCCCGGAGAAGCCGGAAGACGACUGCCUGUGGGGCCAGCUGGAGAAGGAGCUGGAGAGGCUCUUGCUGCUGCUGCGCCAGCACCGCGGCAGCAGCCAGCCGGGCGCCCCCGGGGCCAAGGAGGCCCUGGGCAGCCCCGCAGCCCCCCCGGAGGCGGCCCUGCCCAAGGAGGCCUCCCAGAGCCCCAGCAGCGAAGAAGCCGCCGUUCCGUGCAGCGAGCGCCGCGGCGGCGGCGGCACCCGGGGCAAGAAGAGGAAGAGCAGCAGCAGCAGCAGCAGCAGCCAGAGGCGGCGGCGGAGGAGAGGGGCCAAGAAAUAAUAAACGUGCGCCGCAGGAAGAGAAAACCUCCCCCGGGCUGGGCUCUCUGUGCGGCGGCCGGCAGGCAGGCAGGCA